This is a messenger RNA of Eutrema salsugineum, 1799 nucleotides long. RefSeq lists its product as uncharacterized. Lineage: Eukaryota; Viridiplantae; Streptophyta; Magnoliopsida; Brassicales; Brassicaceae. The transcript is spliced from 3 exons. The record is from RefSeq and is a predicted model, not a curated record. The coding region runs from base 291 to 1532 and encodes 413 amino acids.
CCACCGCUGCGACGAGAGAGGAGCACAGAGAUCUCUCGUUCGUUUUUCCCGGAAAAUCUGGGAAAAAGAAGAAAAUUUCCCAUCGGAUCCUCGGAGAAAAUUCGACUCUCUAGUCCACGAAUUUUUUUUUUCACCUCUCUUUCGUUAAUCGCUUGACGCCUAAUUCGUCAUUCUCUUCCCCCUUUUUCAUUGUUAAUCAUCUCUCCCUCACCGUUUUUCGAUUUUCUCUAGCUGAUGAUGAAAUUCUGAUCAGAUCUAGUUUUAGAAUAGGUAGGAUUCUUCGAGAGUUAAUGUUUAUGGAUCGAGAGAGAAGGCUUUCUGGUCGCAAUGGGACUCCAGAAUAUAGCAACGGGAAAUUCCGCGAUGACAAUGGUUACGGAUUCUUAGAUCGAUCUGAGAAUUGCCGCGAGAGGAGUCCUUCUAGAUCUUCUCCGUCGAAGAUCCUCCGGAUCCCGUCGCCGACCUCUUCUCCUCCACCUUCCAGUUCUUCCCCGCCAUUUCCUGGUCCAAACUCUCCCGACCGUGGCUAUAUCGAGCACCGCGUCUCCAAGUUCGAUACACUCGCCGGCAUUGCCAUUAAAUACGGCGUUGAGGUCGCAGAUGUCAAAAAGAUGAAUGGCCUUGUUACUGAUCUUCAAAUGUUUGCUCUCAAGUCUCUCCAGAUCCCGUUACCUGGAAGACAUCCUCCUUCUCCAUGUUUAUCUAAUGGCUCCUUAAACCAUGGAGAGGGAUGUUCAUGCCACGAACUGGAAUCACCAAACCAUAGCAACAACGACGUGUUUGACUCAUUCCAGUCCCUGAGAUUGAAACCUUCGGAAAAGAAAGUUUCUCCAGCCAUGUACUCACUGCAAGGUUAUUAUGGGCUAAAGCCAGCAAACAGAACAGUUUCUGAAGGAGGGUGCUUCGAAAUGGGACAUUACAAGAUAGAAACUUCUCAUCGUCUCUCGAUCAACGGUGACAAUCAGUAUCUCAGACCUUUCCCAUCCACAAACACUCCCUUGAACCAUCACAGGAAAUCAAGAAGCUUGGUCAAUGCACUUCUCGAAGAGGUCAACCAAUCACCCGAUAACAAUACCCACCAAGAGCAGAAUUCGGAUAAGUUUAUAAGAAGACGUCAAAAAUCUGAAGCCGAUUUUACAUCCCGGACUCCAGAACUUCUAUUGAAAGAAGAGAACAGUAGCAGCAAUGGCGGGUUUUUAUCAAUAGCCGGAAAAGGAUUAGCUUUGAGAUCGAAAGCCUCAAGCAGAACCAAUCUAUCAGCAGAAUCUGAGACCGGUAAUUUCAAUCCGGUACCAAUCAACUUGAUGGAUGCUCCAGUUUCAGACAGCUUCAGCAGUGUAAGAAAAUCGUCGAGUGCAUCGAGUCUACAAGAUCCAGACGGUAACAGCAGUAACGGUUCAUUGUCUCUGUGGCCAACUUCUAAAUGGAGCUUAAAACCUGAUUUGCUUACACCUGCGGCUAUUACAAGCUCUAUUUUUGAUGGAUUACCAAAGCCUUUAACGGGUCGGAAAAACAAAACGGCUAUGGACUAAACAAAAAGGUCAGUUUCUCGUUAUUUAACUGCCCCAUUCUUUUUGAAAUUAUACAAAUCAAAAGCAGAAGAAGCUAUUUAGGCUUAAUGCGGAGUAAAUAGAAGUAAGAAAGAUAUUAGAGAAAAUUUCAAGGAAGAAAGAAAACCUUCCAAAUUGAAAAUUAUGAAGAAGGAAGAAAGAUUGUGAUAGUGAUGUAAUAUGGUUCCUUUUUUUUUGUAAGUUAUCAAAUAUCUUGUAACAUUUUCUGGCUCUGGGUGAAGGUUUUAU